Lithohypha guttulata is the source of this 642-nucleotide messenger RNA. RefSeq lists its product as uncharacterized. Lineage: Eukaryota; Fungi; Ascomycota; Eurotiomycetes; Chaetothyriales; Trichomeriaceae. The record is from RefSeq and is a predicted model, not a curated record. The coding region runs from base 1 to 642 and encodes 213 amino acids. The transcript has a single exon.
AUGGCCCUUCGGGUCUUAACUCACCCCUCAGCUCUACCUUUCCUAACAACAUUAAUCGGCACAGGCGGCCUCACAGUCGGCAUCUUCAGCUUCAUCGACCCCAUCGCCGCAGCCCGCAUCUACGGCAUCCCUGUCCCUAACUCAAAGCCAACCAUAACCUCCAUCUUAGCCCCCAACCCCAGUACCUUCUUAUUACCCACAAACAGAUCUUCCUCCAAGGAACCAACAGCUCGCGAAUUAGCUCUGGUUCACGCCCUCGGCAUCCGAAAUCUCACAGCAGGAUUGACCGUUCUCACUCUGACUGGAUACUGGUGUCUCCUUGCAGCGCCAGAGUCUGUGGAUGACGCUGUCAGAGCAGCGGUACAGCAAGUGCUUGGUGUUGUAAUUUUGAUCGGUGCUCUAGUCCCUAUGGUUGAUUCUUGGGUGUGUUGGGACCGUUGUAGGGACGUCUAUUUAACGAGAAGAGCUUCUUAUGAAAGUGAGAAGAAGGAAGGUCAGAGCGAGGGGCAGAGUAAAAGGAGCAUGUGGAAUGGACACGAUGAGGAUGCAGAAACAUACACGACCAGUACGAAGGCUGCUGUCUUGCACGCUGCGAGGUCGUUAGUGUGGCUUGCUGGCGGCAUUUGGUGCCUCGUUGCUUAA